AUUAAAACGAGCGCCCCAAAUCCAAGUACGUUGCGCAUGCGCAUCUCAGCAGACUGACAGAUCGGAAGUUGGUUUGUUCAUUCAAGUGUCGUCGCGGAAUAAAAGAUGAGUGGCCAGUCUGACGGAAACAAGGAGUUUCUGGAGCAGCUGCGCCUCCAGCAGCUGUAUGGUCAGCGGAAUGAAGAUGGCUCCGAUCCCUAUUCCUACACCGACCCAGAGGAUGGGACUGUGUAUGACUGGGACCAUGACAAGAAGGCGUGGUUCCCUAAAAUAACAGAGGACUUUAUUGCAGCCUAUCAGGCCAACUAUGGCUUCACUCAGGAAGGAGAACCAGAUGCCAGUGCCCCUGCAGUGAGCAGUGCCGACCCAGCAGCCCCUGCCCCAGACAGCAAGGCUCCAGCACAAGACAGUCUGAGAGAACCCGCCCAGACGCAGACCCAGAACCCAGACCAGAAUCAGACAUCGGCUAAAGAAGCCAAGCAGAAAGGAGAGAAGAGGAAAGCAGAGCCAGGAUGGUUUGAUGUGGACAAAGAUAAGAACACUAAUGUCUACGUGUCAGGUCUGCCUCCUGACAUCAGCACCGAGGAAUUUGUGGAGUUAAUGUCUAAGUGCGGCAUCGUGAUGCGGGACCCCAUCACUGAGGAGUACAAGGUCAAACUGUACAAGGACGGCCAAGGCAACCUGAAGGGAGACGGCCUCUGCUGCUAUCUCAAGAAGGAGUCUGUGGCCCUGGCUAUGCGUCUGAUUGACGAGUCAGAGAUCAGAGGUUACAAGCUCCAUGUGGAGGCAGCACGCUUUGAGAUGAAGGGCGCGUAUGAUGCCAGCAAGAAGAAGAAGAAGAGCAAAGAGUACAAGAAGAAGAUGCAGCAACAACAGAAACAGUUGGACUGGAGGCCAGAGAAGCAAGGUGAAGUGAGGAAGAGACAUGAAAAAGUUGUCAUCAUUCAGAACAUGUUCCACCCCAGUGACUUUGAGGAAGACCCACUGGUGCUGAACGAAUACCGUGAGGACCUGCGGACAGAGUGUGAGAAAUUCGGACAGGUCAAGAAGGUCAUCAUCUUCGAUAGACACCCAGAUGGUGUGGCAUCAGUUGCGUUUAAGGAGCCAGACCACGCUGACGUCUGUCUUCAGGCGUUGGACGGUCGCUGGUUUGGAGGCAGGAAACUGUCCGUUAAGUUGUGGGAUGGAACGACAGACUAUCAGGUGGAGGAGACAACACGAGAGCGAGAGGAGCGGUUGAAGGGUUGGUCCAAUUUUCUGGCUGGAGGCACGUCGGAGGGCCAGCAGGGCAGUGACAGCUCCAAGCCAGCAGGGGGCGCUGCCUCCACAGAGGCGGGACAGACAGGCAGCAGCACAGAACCCGGCCCUGACAGGACGGCCCACACCCAGAGACCCAGCAAAGACCCCGAAACAGAACCACCGCCCCCAGAGCAACAAGAACAGGAAGUGGAGUCCACAGACAGCAGCCUGGCAGGAAGCGAUGACGAGGAAACCUAAACUCUGCCACCCACAUCUGUCGUCUCCAUGGCAACUGAUGAGAGAAGUCCUGCUUGGAAGCGAAUAGAACUGCUGCAAACUUGCUUGUCGAUCAGGAGAAAUAAUUGGGACAGUUUGACGUGUUUUGUAAUUGGUGUAAUGUAGAGAAAUAAAAUUAGACUUUUUCCUGUUU
This is a messenger RNA of Myripristis murdjan (pinecone soldierfish), 1669 nucleotides long. RefSeq names its product HIV-1 Tat specific factor 1 (gene htatsf1). Gene Ontology annotation, biological process: mRNA splicing, via spliceosome. Gene Ontology annotation, cellular component: U2 snRNP; U2-type spliceosomal complex. NCBI's taxonomy places the organism in Eukaryota, Metazoa, Chordata, Actinopteri, Holocentriformes, Holocentridae. The record is from RefSeq and is a predicted model, not a curated record. Bases 106 to 1497 code for a protein of 463 amino acids. Gene Ontology annotation, molecular function: RNA binding. The transcript has 10 exons.